Nilaparvata lugens (brown planthopper) is the source of this 732-nucleotide messenger RNA. RefSeq names its product basic proline-rich protein-like. NCBI's taxonomy places the organism in Eukaryota, Metazoa, Arthropoda, Insecta, Hemiptera, Delphacidae. Bases 379 to 732 code for a protein of 117 amino acids. The record is from RefSeq and is a predicted model, not a curated record. The transcript has 4 exons.
UUGAAUGAUGCUUAGGUGCAGUAUUAAAAUAAUUGUGCUUGAGUUUGUGGAUAAUGAAUAGAUAUUACAGUCGAAGAUCUAUGAACAUCAGUGUUAAUACCUUAUGUUACCUUACAAACAUGGUUUAUACGUCAGGUACCUUACCUAAUUGACCAAUCUCAGUCCUCGGCUGCAAUUUUGAAAUCCAUGUGAUAGGCUAAUGGCUGAUAAGGCUGCUACACCGUAUAAUGUGAUCAAAUUAGUUUUUCUCCUCAUUCAUCCAUUUGAAUAUCUGUCAAACAGCUCUUAGAAUACAGAUAAAGAUUUCUUUCUAUUUUACAGAUAUUAAUUUGAGAAAACGCAAAGUUUUUUUUUGAAGAGGUUGUGCCGCGCAGGAGGAUGCGGGGUGGACCUUCCAGACCACCGCCAGCACAACCUCAGCCGCCUCCACCCCCGCCCCCACAACCGCAGCCGCCUCCACCCCCGCCCCCACAACCGCAGCCGCCUCCACCCCCUCCACCUGUACCACGGCCCACAGGUGCUGCAAAGAGGAAGAUGAGCGGCGAGAACCACGAGAGCGGUGAGGCAAAAAGGCAGCGGAAUGAAUCGCCUCGCCGUCGUUCAUGGCCAAUUCCAGGUCCGCCGUGCCGAACACCUCUGCGAGGGCCAGCACCGCCAGCCGCAGGGCCGCCCCCACCGCCUCCACCGCAACCGUCUCUCCCGCCCCCAGCACCACCCCAGCCAAGUAAGUGA